Messenger RNA from Lycium ferocissimum, 1273 nucleotides. RefSeq lists its product as uncharacterized. NCBI's taxonomy places the organism in Eukaryota, Viridiplantae, Streptophyta, Magnoliopsida, Solanales, Solanaceae. Bases 141 to 641 code for a protein of 166 amino acids. Gene Ontology annotation, cellular component: endoplasmic reticulum. The record is from RefSeq and is a predicted model, not a curated record. The transcript is spliced from 2 exons.
UGUUUCUGGAUCUUCAUUUAGAUCCCCUUUUAAUUGACAUGAACUAGUGGGUAAGAUUUCAAUCUAAAACAUCAUUUCCAUAAUCAACAUAACUGUAGGUUCCUUUCACAGAGAAACAAAGACAAAAAAUAAAAAUAAAAAUGGGUGCUUUUGUUAAGCUAUUAGACUUUCUUCUAUUCAUCUACUUUUUCUUCCUAACCAUUAUUAUACCACUAUUUGAUGGCCAAUCUGUUUUUCCUAAACACAUGUUUCCACCAUUUUUGGUUGACUUAAAAAGCUGGUAUACUCAAGAAUAUGGCGAUUAUUUAGUUUCUGAGAAACCCCAUUUCUUUGUUGGCUUAAUUUGGUUGGAACUUCUCGUUGCGUGGCCACUAUGUGUUACUAGUCUUUAUGCUAUUGUAGCUGGAAAAUCUUGGAUUAAUACUACCUGUUUGCUCUAUGGUGUUUCCACUCUCACUGCAAUGGUGGCGAUACUAAGUGAAAUGAAGGGUUCCCAGAGAGCAUCAGACAAGUUGCUGAUGGUGUACUAUCCAUUUCUAGCAUUUGCUGUUUUAGCAAUUUUACGUGGCCUACUACCUCAUUCUGGCAAGUCUGUGAGCAUUGGAAAAAGAUCUGCUAUAAGCAGAAAGAAGAGGGCUUAAUCUUCAACUCAGAAGCUAUAAGUGAAGAGUUCAUAUUUCUUUUUGCAUUGGUCUUUCAACUUAGAGGCUAGAAACCCUAUCAAUUUGUGUUCUUCGGUUCUCUUUUGGUUUCCCCCAGCUGAUAUUAAGUUCUGAUGCUUGUGCAUGAGUUUUCGCGUAGAACAAUCACAAAAUGGGUUGUAGUUCCAUUUUAACUACUAAUAGACAGACAGUUUUGUAGUAGUAAUAAUAUUCUGCUGAUCCUUUUGAGUGAAUGCUGAGGAGUUUGACUGGAAUGUUUAACGUAUCGGAUACCAGUGAAUAUUUCUGCUCUUCGUGCAGUCAUUAAAAAACUCAUACUUGUGACUUCUGAUCCAUUUGAGUAAAUGCUGACGAGUUUGGUACCACAGAAGCUGCUUAUUGAUGACAGUGAAGCUGAAAUGAACCCAAUUCCUUGAGCUCAGAGCUCUUGCACGAUUUCCGCGUACUACUACUAGGUGGAGCGUCCUUUUUGUGCUGUGACAGGGAAUGUUGGAUUUGAUUAGAAUGAACCCAGUUGAUAAUUAUUUUGUCGGCUUAUCUAGCGCUGCCAAUUAGAAUGAAACAAUGACUGCUCUUUUGGUUAUUUCACUACUUUCGAUGCGUUGCUUUCU